UUCAGAGCACAGGGAGGGAUAAAAAAAGGAGAGAGAGAGCAACCGAGUGAGAGAGUGAGAGGGAGGGGAUAGUGAAAUAGAGAGGAGGGAAAAAAACACAAGGAGGGGGUGAAAAUAUAAGAGAAGAACACAGGAAACGAGAGGGAAGAGAUAGCAUAUUGUUCAUUUCUCUCUCUCAGUCUGCCAUCCUUAUUGCUCGGUGCGUCUUCGAGAAAAGAGAGAGAGAGAGAGAGAGAGAGAGGAGGAGGUGGACUGAGCCAAAGAGGGCGGAAUGCCCCUUUACAAGCGUCGCAUCUGACUAAAACAGCAGAGAAGCUCGUAAAUCGGAAAUUGAAACAGAGAGGAGACAGUGGGUUUCUGCAAAAACGGCAAGGUGAUGUUGGAGAGCUUCAAAAGAGUCUCCACGAAUCCGACAGUGGGUUCAAAUCCAUGCUGAUGUGUUGGAGAGACCACGAAAUCUGAUGUGUUCCACCGACUCCAGUUGGAGCUAGAUGACUCAGAACUCAACUCUGUUCCCAACUUGAAGUCAAGAAAAAAAAGCCACUUGUCUGCAGGCUCCCGUUUCUGCUCUUGGACACAUUAGGAAAAUAACAAGCUAAAGGUUCUGCAUGCACUGGAGGCAUAACUCCGCAUUCCUCGGCCAAAUCUAUUUAAAAAGGAAAUUUUAGAUGUAGAGUGUCUCGGCUCUGGCUUGCAAAUUCAACAUGACCCAGAAACUCAAGAGUGAAGUUCAAUAAAGGGACAGUGAGAGGGGUGGGUGUCGCUCAGUCAUACAUGGGCACGUCAGUCUGGUCUCUGUGAUCCAGACCAAGGCACCCUGCAGAGCCCCUUGUUUUCUUCCUUUAUUGCCGCUGCCCCCUCAGCUUCCUCUGCCUCCUCUUUCUCAGUUGCAAAAGGUGGACGGGCCAACACUCUACUUACCCGAGCGCCGUCCGAUAGGUGAGGGCGGCGAGGGCUGCACUGUCAUUGGCUGACUGCUGGUGAGAGUGCGAUGCGGAUUGGAGGAUGUCGGGGGACUGGGAUGAAGACCUGUGUAAGAAGGCGCUGGUGCUGGUGGAAGAACUGUGCUUCAACUCCCCAAGAGGUUACAGCCAGAGUGAACGCUGCCAGGAGUUCAGCUACCUGCUGAGAGGUCGCAACAAUCGGCUGGAUACAGAGAUCUCUGUCAGUCUGCUGUCGGUCAUCGUGACAUUCUGUGGCAUCGUCCUCCUCUCCGUCUCCCUCUUCGUCUCCUGGAAGCUCUGCUGGCUGCCAUGGAGGGACAAAGAGGGCGGAGGCCUGAGCCUGACAUCGGGGUUGCUGCCCGGAAGCGCCGGUGUCGGAAGCCUCGGAGGCAACGUGGGCUCGUCACUCUUACCGCCCCUGCUGCAGAGGAAGGAGGGCCACUCCUCGUCCUCGCUCUAUCCCUCCCUGGGCCAGCAGGGCCAGCACCACCCCCAUUUCUCUGACCUGGUGGGGCUGGAGAGGGGGGAGGUUGGAGGUGUGGUUGGGGGGCCACAGGAGACCCAGGAGCCCUCCUACCUGGACAUGGACUCCUACCCCAACAAUGCUGGAACUCUGAAGCUGAGUCAGACGUCUCCAGAUGUCCCCAACUCAGAGGUUGGAGCCCAGCCCCAUAAAGACCUGCCCAACGCUCAUUCCCAGCAGCAGGUCACCUCCCGGCCCAAGCCCAUGACUCACCAGCUCUCCAGUCCUGAUUUCCACGGCGAGGAGAAGGAGCAGGUAACCAGCAUUGGGCAGAUCAAACCGGAGCUCUACAGGCCCAAGGGCGACCAGGGCGAAGGCAAACAGGGCGACAACUGCGGCAAGAUCAGCUUCCUCUUGCGCUACGCCUUCAAUACGGAGCAGUUGGUGGUGAAGAUCCUGAAAGCUCUGGACCUGCCAGCGAAAGACGCCAACGGCUUCUCUGACCCGUACGUGAAGAUCUACCUACUGCCAGACAGGAAGAAGAAAUACCAGACCAAGGUCCACAGAAAGACCUUAAACCCAGUGUUCAACGAGACGUUUCAGUUCGGCGUGCCGCUGAAUGAGCUACAUUCCAGGAAGCUGCAUUUCUCCGUGUACGACUUCGACCGCUUCUCCAGACACGACCUGAUCGGCCAGGUAGUGGUGGACAACCUGCUGGACUUCAGCGAGGGCAGCGGGGACAAACCCGUCUGGAGGGACAUCGUGGAGGGCACCGCGGAGAAGGCUGAUCUCGGGGAGCUUAAUUUCUCGCUGUGUUACCUGCCCACUGCAGGCAGGCUCACUGCUACAGUCAUCAAGGCCACCAACCUCAAAGCCAUGGACCUGACUGGCUUCUCAGACCCGUACGUGAAGGCCUCUUUGAUCUGUGACGGGCGAAGGCUAAAAAAGAGGAAGACUUCCAUUAAGAAGAACACACUGAACCCCACGUACAACGAGGCGCUGGUGUUUGACAUUCCCAAUGAAAAUAUAGAAAGUGUAUCCAUCAUCAUUGCCGUGAUGGACUAUGACUGUAUUGGUCAUAACGAGGUUAUAGGGAUGUGUCGUGUGGGAAGCGAAGCUGAAGGUCCAGGGAGGGAGCAUUGGACGGCCAUGCUGGCCAAUCCACGCAAACCAAUAGAGCACUGGCAUCAGCUUGUGGAGGAAAAAGCAAUCGGUACAUUUGUGUCGAAGACUGCUACAGCGUCCUCCCCUAAGCCGCACAUCGUGGUGGACAGUCCUCACUCCGAUUAAAACUGUCAUUCUCAUCUCUCCAGCUCCAGACUUUCCUUUUCUUUCCUCUCAUCUGUGAAUAAUUCUCUCCAUCAAAGAAAGAGAGACGCGGAGACACUGCUAGUGUCCAACUGCUAGUGCUGUUUUGCUCCUGCUAAUGAAUCCUCCAAGUCCUGUGCCGAACAAACAACAUCCAUCACAAGCUACACUUUGAGCAUCAGACUACACAUUUACAAACACACGCAGAUACUAAAUAGUACAGUAGGACGGAUUUCGGGUGUAAAUUUGAGAUCUAGCAAGGGAACAAACACAUAACUCACACACACACAUGCACACACGAAUAAACACAGAGUUUGUAGUAUGUGCGUAGUUCAUGUGUGCUUCAGAUUAGUGUAGUAUUUCAUCUAGGAGGAGUGUGAUGUGACAAACUUUUCUCUCUUGGAAACCAAAAAAAAAAGAAGAAAAAAAGAAAGCCAUCCUAGAAUGGUCAUUUCAACCAGGACCAAAGGUUCAUGCCCUUGUACAGACUAUAAAAGAAGAAAAUCACUAUGUCGAUAUUUUUCUUUGCAAUAUUGGUGUACAGUAUAUGCCGUACUGUAUGGGAAAACAUCUCAUGUAGUACUUUCCAGGACAAAACAUUGGAGGUGGAUUCUCCCGGCCAUUUUGGAUGCCUUCUCCAGGCUCCGCAUCCUCGUUUCAGACUUAACUCGCUUAUUUUCCCCAGAGGAAAGACGACAAAGCGUCCAGUGGUCUUUAUUGAUGUCAGAGGAGUGAAAAAUUAGGACAAACUCAUUGGUUUAAGCAUGUUACGCAACCUUGAAAUGUGUCCCUCUUCCUCGUGCUUUUUGUCACCACCAUGGUGCUCAUCAGUAUCAAUUUUUUAUUUUAUUUUGCUCUGUUGUUUGUGUGAUAAAGUACACAUAAAGCCAUCAGGAAAGGAAUUUAUUCAUGCCAUUUUACAGUCCACUGAGGAUGCGAUGGUGUGAGCUUCCAAGAGACAUGGACUAUUUGAUCGUCCUCUGCUUUCUGGCCAAACUGGCAGACGUUUCCUAAUGUAGGACUACACAGGUUGAAUGAAACCUGCGUUUAGGAUCGGACCAGCAUCUGUUUGGAGUGCACUCGCAAGAGGAUGUAUCCCACAGGGAAGGAUAUCACCACUCCAGGACUUUUUUUUUUUUCUUUUCUCAAGAAGUCAUCGUCCAGCUUCAACUGAGACAAUUAUUUAUCUUCAAGUCCACAUCAUGUCCCUGACAAGACUUUAGAAGGACACACACGUGCGUGUUGCUUUUAUUAGUGUGUGUUUCCGUGUUUGUGGGUGUGUUUGUUUUGUAUUUGUGCGUGUCUGUGUGUGUGCGUAUGCCUGUGUGUCACUGUGACCUUGUGUGUGACACGUUUCUGUGCUCACCCCCUCCCUCGUCCUUUUUCUGUCUUCGCUUCCCUCACUCCUCAAAUCCCGGCAUCUACAGACACAGAAACGCUUGUCUCGGAGCCAAACGUGUCUUCUGUCCCGUGUCUUUACAAGGAGCCAUUUUGGGUGUGUGUGCGUGUGUGUGUGUGAGAGAAUGUGUGUGUGUACUAUACGUGCCUCAUUGCACUAGGUGGGGAAACACUGUCUUUCAUAGACAUUAGUUUGUAUUGUCUAUGUCGUCUCUGAAAUCAGCUGCCAAUCAUUCAACCCUCCUCUCCUCUCUGACCCUUUGCCUGAUGUAAGUAACUGUGUUGAUUGUGUACUUCUUUCAGUAAUUUGUGUACCGUAUGUCCGAGGGAAAAACCAGAUGGCACAGUGAUUGAAAACUGAAUUGUUGGGUGUGUUUACGAGAAGGAACACAAAAAAAAGUGAAGGCGAAAAAACUCAUUUUGUUGCGGCCUACAGAUCAUGACAAAUUUAGAUCCCCUUAAAGCAAGACAACAAGGAGGAGGUGUUGUGAGAAAACAAGCGCCUGGAAUUUCUGCACUUCCUGUGUAAACCGAUACAGACUUAUAAAGCCAUGUCUGUCACCGCUACUACGACUACUACUGUAACCUCAGCAAAACAACAGUACAACACCUCACUACAGCUACUUGUAUUGCUAUUGUUGCCAUUUCUCUCUCAUCCUCUCUCACUCACACACACGUCUGUGGAGGAGUGUGUGCGUGUUUCAGGCUAGGGAUCUAGUUCCUUUCUCUUUACCUUUGGUCCGUGCAAUUGCAGUGAGACUCACCGGCUUGCUUGUUCAGGUAUAUGGGAGGUGACACAUCCCGCAACAUACCUGCAAGUAUUCCGUGUGGUUUGUCAGCGUUGGGAUUAUCGACCCGCUUGUAUAAGUAGAUAUGGUAUUGAUCCAUUGGUCUCGAGGCCCCAUAAUUCUCUCUUUCCCAGCCUCUCUCUCUCUCUCUGCUUGUGUCUACCCUAUUUAGCCCUUGUGUUACUGCCUGGUGAUAGAUUACAACGCUCAUAGUGCAACCAGCACAUUCCCUUAUUCUCUUCUUCCCUCUGUUUCUGUCUGUCUGAUUACUGUCUGAUUACUCAUUCUCUCCUCCAGCAAUCCUUACCUUUCCUCCCGCUCCACUCCUCCACCUUCCCCCUCACCUAUCCAUUUCUCGCUCUAUUUUUUCUCCCCCCCCACCUUCCUUCCAGCUCCCUCUGCUGUCUCACAUCCCUCCAUCUUGCCCUCUUUCUUUCUUUCUGUGUACGACGCCCCCCUUCCGUCCUCUCUAUUCUCUCUCGCUGUCUUCGUGUUAGUGCAGUUCUGAAUGGUCAUGGGGAAACAUGUUUGCAUGCUUAUAUUAACAUGAAUGAUGUCAACUUGAUGCAAUGAAAAAUUAUAUAAGUGAUGCUUUAAGCAAAAUCUGACAAUGAACUUGAUACUAAUACUACUAAUGACGACUAAAUGGAGACCUAGCAAUUGUUUAUCUCUGUGGUCAAAAACAACGAUGAUGAAAUAACAUUGUUUAUGCUGUAUUUAUCUUUCUCGAAUUGGUAUUCUUUUUGAUUUUCAAUCGUUUUUUUUAUAUAUAAUUUAUUCAAGAGGUUUACUUUUUUAUUGGUUAAAGCUGAGAAUUUGAGUGAGGGGUUCAGUCAGGGCGAUUGUUUCAGUCGGGACAGCUGUACCAGGUCGCAGGAUAUCGGUGAAUGUGUAAGUAACGGUGUGGCUGAAGCAAUGAUAAUGGAAAUAAAGGAUAUGUAUCAUCCA
Molecule: messenger RNA, 5849 nt
Organism: Sebastes umbrosus (honeycomb rockfish)
Lineage: Eukaryota; Metazoa; Chordata; Actinopteri; Perciformes; Sebastidae
Gene: syt3
Product: synaptotagmin III
Exons: 13
Coding region: 1006-2697 (563 amino acids)
Biological process (GO): calcium-ion regulated exocytosis; regulation of dopamine secretion; cellular response to calcium ion
Cellular component (GO): membrane
Molecular function (GO): phosphatidylserine binding; clathrin binding; SNARE binding
Source: RefSeq, a predicted model, not a curated record